AUGCUGAUCUUUUUCUUUAUCAUGAUCUCUGGCAGACUGGUAAUUUAUUACUCAAGCAGAAUGUCAUUGCUCACCAUUCUAUUAUUCAGACUCGCUUAUUUCCUAAUAACCACAGCAGGAGGAGUCAUUGGAAUUGUUUUUUACAGCCGUGUGAUGGAAGAUGGUGAAAGUUGUCUGCCUGACAAAGAGUUCAGUUUUUUUGUACUUAUGAGCGCUUGCAUGUCUUUUUCUAUAAAUAAACAAUGAUAAAUAGCUUAAAUUUCCUACUGGGCAACUCAAGGCGAAGCCUAUAUAAGUUUUUUGAUUUCUUUUGUAUUGAGAAGAUGAAAUCUCCGCAUGGGAAGAGCCAUGAGGCUUAAUAGAGCUCCUUUAUUACAGCCGACCGCAGAUUAUAGCAGAAUUAGAGGACCCCAGUUAAAAAAAGUAGAGGAAUGAAUAGUAAAAUAUAAAGAAACAGAAGAAAAAGACACCUGUGCCAUCUGCUUUGACGAGUUUAAAAAUAAAGAAAAAGUUGCAGCACUGCCUGAGUGUGGGCAUCUUUACCACACUGAAUGCAUUAAGAGAUGGAUAAUCGUAAAGCCAGAGUGUCCUUGCUGCAAAGCUGAUUUAUCGAUUUAUUUUGAAAAUGUAUAA
Blepharisma stoltei is the source of this 633-nucleotide messenger RNA. NCBI's taxonomy places the organism in Eukaryota, Ciliophora, Heterotrichea, Heterotrichida, Blepharismidae. The record is from the annotation of a GenBank genome assembly.